Helicoverpa armigera (cotton bollworm) is the source of this 1254-nucleotide messenger RNA. It is a transcript of the gene Dhs, whose product is annotated as probable deoxyhypusine synthase. NCBI's taxonomy places the organism in Eukaryota, Metazoa, Arthropoda, Insecta, Lepidoptera, Noctuidae. Gene Ontology annotation, biological process: peptidyl-hypusine biosynthetic process. Gene Ontology annotation, molecular function: deoxyhypusine synthase activity. Gene Ontology annotation, cellular component: cytoplasm. The record is from RefSeq and is a predicted model, not a curated record. Bases 134 to 1249 code for a protein of 371 amino acids. The transcript has a single exon.
GACUCUGACUGACAUUGAAAAACAAACUGAGUUUGACGUUUUAAUUAGUCGUAAAAACAUUGAAGAAAACUGAAUUUUCCGUCUACUCUUUUACAUUAUUAUGCUAUUUUAGUCCGUAUUGCUUAUUAUAAUUAUGGAUAUAACUUCACCUGUCUGCAAGCCGAGCAAUCUCGCUCCAAAUGUCGCUGUAAACGCAGUUUUGCUGCCAAGUCAAGAGCUGCCUGCUGAAACACCCAUCGUCUCAGGUUACGAUUGGGAAAAUGGAACCGAUUACAACAAAAUACUCGAGAGCUUCACCAGAUCAGGUUUCCAAGCCACAAACUUCGGAAACGCUGUCCAAGAAAUCAACAAAAUGCUAAAAUGUCGCUCUGUACCGUUAACUGAAGAAACUAGUGACCCCUACGAAGAAGAUAUAUUUAUAAAGAAGAAGACGAACUGCACUAUAUUUCUGGGAUACACUUCUAACAUGAUAUCGUCGGGACUGCGUGAUACGCUGCGCUUUUUGGUGAAGAACAAGCUGGUAGACUGUGUGGUCACAACUGCUGGUGGGAUAGAAGAAGAUUUUAUAAAAUGCCUCGCGCCCACAUAUGUUGGUGACUUCAAUUUGAGCGGGAAAAUGUUGAGAACUCGCGGCAUUAACAGGAUUGGUAACUUAUUAGUGCCAAAUGAUAAUUAUUGUAAGUUCGAGGAGUGGGUCACACCAUUACUGAAUGAAAUGCUAGAUGAGCAGAUGCAAAAUGGUACUGUCUGGUCUCCUUCACGGAUUAUAGCUAGACUAGGCGAGAAGAUAAAUGAUGAGAGCUCAGUAUGCUACUGGGCUUGGAGGAACAACAUCCCAAUAUUCAGUCCUGCGUUAACCGACGGCUCUUUAGGAGACAUGAUGUAUUUCCACUCAUACAAGCGGCCAGGACUUAUCAUAGAUAUUUUAGGUGAUCUAAGGAGGCUGAAUACAAUGGCUGUCAAGGCCAACAAUACGGGUAUGAUUAUAUUAGGAGGUGGUGUGAUUAAACACCACAUUUGUAAUGCAAACUUAAUGAGGAAUGGAGCUGAUUUUGCAGUAUACAUAAAUACUGCUAGUGAGUUUGAUGGAAGUGACGCUGGUGCAAGGCCUGAUGAAGCCGUAUCUUGGGGCAAGAUCAGACCAAAUGCAACGCCGGUAAAACUGUAUGCGGAUGCAACUUUAGUUUUUCCGCUGAUUGUCGGGCAGACCUUUGCAAAGUAUCACUUUAGCAAUAAAAAGAAUGUUUAAUUUUA